Cryptomeria japonica (Japanese cedar) is the source of this 1329-nucleotide messenger RNA. RefSeq lists its product as uncharacterized. The coding region runs from base 287 to 1270 and encodes 327 amino acids. NCBI's taxonomy places the organism in Eukaryota, Viridiplantae, Streptophyta, Pinopsida, Cupressales, Cupressaceae. The record is from RefSeq and is a predicted model, not a curated record. Gene Ontology annotation, molecular function: protein dimerization activity. The transcript is spliced from 3 exons.
ACAUUUCUUAAGAAUAAAUUCUUCUUUUGCAGGAGGAAUCCUCCAAGAGAGGGGUUGUUGUGGCUUUGUUUUACUUAGUUGCACAUUUCUUAAGAAUAAAUUCUUCUUUUGCAGGAGGAAUCCUCCAAGAGAGGCACCCCACUCUUUUUUGGACACCUAGUGCAACACAUGUCCUUGACCUUCUUUUGGAGGACAAAGGAAAACUUGAGUGGGUGACUCCAGUUGUGGAAGAUGCAAGGAGGAUCACCAAAUAUAUUUGGUGAGAGCUGGUGUCACAAGGUUUGCAAUGAUUUUCUUGACGUUGCAAAGCCUUCUUGCUGCAUUGACUUCUUUGAAACAAAUGUUUGUAAGUGGAGAAUGGCUUAACUCACCUUAUUCAAAGAAGCCUGAAGGAGAGGCUGUCGCAAGCAUAGUCCUCGACAACCAAUUUGCACAAAGGGUUGCAGAGAUUGUGAAGGUGUCAGAGCCCUUGGUUCGAGUUCUUUGCUUGGUGGAUGGGGAUAAAACCCCAAUGGGAUAUCUUUAUGAGGCCAUGGAUAGGGCCAAGGAGUCUAUCAAAAAUUACUACAAGGGGGAUAGUCUCAAAUUUGAUCCCAUUUGGGAAAUUGUUGAUAGGAGGUGGAACAAUCAGCUCCACCAACCCAUUUAUGCAACAGGGUACUUCCUCAACCCUCGUUUUAGGUUCAGGGGUUCUUACUCAGAUCCGAAUGGAGAAGUCAUGGAGGGCCUCAGUACAUGCAUUGAGAGGAUGGUACACGAUGUUGAGGAGAGAGACCUCAUUGUGAGUGAGCUCCAAAAUUAUGAGGGAGGAAGGGGUAAGCUAUUCUCUUCAGAGCUGGCUAGGAGAGGAAGAACCACUCAAACCCCAGAUGCUUGGUGGCAAAAUUGGGGUGGAAACACCCCCCAUCUCAAAAAAUUUGCCCUCAGAGUCUUAUGUCAGCCUUUCAGUUCAUCCAAUUGUGAGCGCAAUUGGAGCUUGUUUGAAGCAAUCCACACGAAGAAGAGGAGCAAGUUAGCGCAUAAACGACUCAAUGACCUUGUCUACAUGCAAUAUAAUCUUCGAUUGCGCGUAAGGAAGGUAGAGGAACUAGAAGGUGGUCCAAUUGACUUGGAUGAUAUAGAUCCUUACAGUGAUUGGACAUCACAGGAGCAGCCUCCAUUGUUUUCCGACAUUGACAUUACUGAUUUGGAGAGGCAGGCUAUGGAGGAGGGGGGUGGAUUUGGUUUCACGUUGGAUGACAUUGAGGAGUCUUAUGUCACAGGUUGCUGAAGAUAACAUUAAUAUCUUCUUUGCAUCUACAACUUUUCAUUGACAUGUACAUAUAGGCA